AUGAUAGGACCUCCAGCCGAAAGUAUUGCUGUUCCACGCGAAACUGGAUGGAUGAAUGCUGAGAUAUUUCUGACGUGGUUACAACAUUUCAAACACCAUGUGCAGCCUUCGAAGGAGAAUCCAGUUCUUUUGAUUCUUGAUGGUCACGGAAGCCGCAAAGAGCUAGCGGUGAUAGAGUACGCUCGUAAUAACAACAUCCAUAUGCUCAGCACUCCACCGCACACGACACACAGGCUACAGCGCCUCGACAGGGUAUUUUUCAAUCCGUUCAAAGCAGUGCAGUGUGGAUGA
This is a messenger RNA of Acanthoscelides obtectus, 291 nucleotides long. The record is from the annotation of a GenBank genome assembly. NCBI's taxonomy places the organism in Eukaryota, Metazoa, Arthropoda, Insecta, Coleoptera, Chrysomelidae.